ACGGGCGCCGGAACAUGUGCUUCAAAGCUUGGACAGCCAGAUUUGGGCUUUGCCUCACUCAAUGAUAUGAGAGAGCAUGCUGAGAUGAUUGCGAAUCUGAACCCCCGCAUCCCUCUGAUUGCUGACGCUGACACGGGCUACGGCGGACCCAACAUGGUUGCUCGCACGGUGGCGCAAUACCACCGCAGCGGUGUCGCGGGUCUGCACAUUGAGGAUCAGAUUCAGACCAAGCGCUGUGGACACCUUGGAGGCAAAGAAGUCGUUAGCGUUGACGUCUUUCAGCAGCGCAUCAGUGCUGCCGCUGCCGCCCGAGACAAGUUGGCGUCUGACAUUGUCAUCAUUGCCCGAACAGAUGCUCUUCAGACACAUGGCUUCGAAGAGGCUAUCCGUAGGCUGAAGGCUGCAGCCGCUGCUGGUGCUGAUGUUGCAUUCCUUGAGGGCGUGACCACCAAGGAAGAAGCGCGAGAGGUGUGCCGUUCGCUUGCACCAACCCCAGUUCUCUUGAACAUGGUUGAGAAUGGAGCUACACCAUCCUGGACAGUGGCCGAAGCGAGGGAGCUCGGCUUCAGAAUCAUCAUCUAUCCCUUUGCGGCCCUUGCCCCAGCGUAUGAGGCCAUACGCAGCACAUACUUGCGAAUCAAGGAGACUGGCAUCACUGACAUUGAUCCGACUUUUACCCCCAAGAAGCUGUUCACAGUUGUAGGCUUGAAGGAGGCGACUGCGGUAGAUGUUGCAGCUGGAGGACAGCUGUACGAAAAGGUGUAAUUCUAGUUGAUAUUUGAGAAAUUUUUGUGUCCAUAGAUAAUGCGGAAAAUAGAAGCGGGUAUGAGCAUCAUGACGAUUGCCACGUUUUUUACUACGGCACACGCUCGACCUUAUCUGUGGAUUUUGUGUCUGCGAUGCAUUAGAAGUUAUCAUCCCUGCCAUCCCAAGUUGAAUCCAUCUGCAAGGCUACUCAAAUGAUCGAACAUCAUAGCAUCUUGCAUGUCUUCAGAACUGAAUAGCGGCUCUUGUGUUUCAUCGGAGUUUUCAUUCUCGCCACC
Molecule: messenger RNA, 1043 nt
Organism: Trichoderma harzianum CBS 226.95
Lineage: Eukaryota; Fungi; Ascomycota; Sordariomycetes; Hypocreales; Hypocreaceae
Exons: 2
Coding region: 67-765 (232 amino acids)
Molecular function (GO): catalytic activity
Source: RefSeq, a predicted model, not a curated record